AUGGCAGGCUAUGGUGGAGCUGCAGACGGAACAGCUUAUAACCCUCAAAGUCAAAUGAAUUUGAGUUCACUCAAAAAUCAAAUAACAGAUGUCAAAAAGUCAAACAUAGACAUACAGAAACAAAUAAGUGAAAACGAAAAGAAACUAGAAUAUGACAGACACACAAAGAAACUCAAUGAGUUAAACGUAGAGAAAAAGAAGAAAGAAGAACAACUGAAAGAACUAAGUACAGAGGAAUAUGCGAAAAAAGUGUCAGAAAAAGCAGCAGAAGUAGCAAAAAUGGAACAAGAUGUUAUAAAUUUGAAAAACCAUACUACUCAAUAUAAAGUACUGAAAGAUGAAGAAAUAAAACAAAAAGCCCUGAAGACAUAUAUGGAUAGCGAUGAGUAUAAAAAAGAAGUUGAAGCAAAUGUAAAGGCAGAAAAACUUUUACAGUUGCAAAACCAAACCGUACAGUAUGAAAACUUAGCACAAGAAAGUAAAAAUAACGACGCGGCUAUGCAAAAGGCAAUGAAAAGCGCAGAAUAUAUAAAAGCCAACAAUGACUGGUUAGAUGCCCAAGCCAACGCUAAAGCAGCCCAACUCAUAGGGUCAAUAAGGACAAAAAUACAAGCGGAUGAAGACAGUUCAAAUGAAGCUUUAACAAAUGCUGACUUUAAGAACGCCUUCGAAGCUCUUCAUAGUAAGGUGAAACAAGUGAACGACUUCUCAUCUGGAAAGAAACUGAAGUCUGAAGGUUUCGACAAAGAGUUAAAAGAAGUAGCACAAAAUAUGACGAAAAUAACAGAUGCAGCAACGAGACAGGCAGUUCAAAGUGCCUAUGACGCCGUUAGAGCAACUGUUGUGAAAAGUCAAGAAAAAGAGUUACAACAGACCAAAACAGACCUAGUAAAUGCUUUCUUAAAAACGAAAAGUCAGGUAGGACAUUACGCUGCAGAUGGAACAUAUGUGCCAGCUGGUGGAACUUAUAUACCAGCUGGUGGAACUUAUAUACUAGCUAGUGGAACUUAUAUACCACCAAACCCUCCAAGAGAAGCACCUGCACCAGGACUACCUAAAACAUUUACAUCGUCACA
Molecule: messenger RNA, 1076 nt
Organism: Trichomonas vaginalis G3
Lineage: Eukaryota; Parabasalia; Trichomonadida; Trichomonadidae
Product: protein of unknown function, DUF4106 family
Exons: 1
Source: RefSeq, a predicted model, not a curated record